AUGGUUCGUCUGCCUUUACAGUGUCUUGUCUGGGGCUGCUUGUUGACCGCUGUCCAUCCUGAGCCUCCAUGCAGACCAGAGCAGUACCAAGUAAACGGUCGAUGCUGUGACUUGUGCCCUCCAGGAAAGAAAUUGGUAAAUGAUUGUGCAGAGAACAUCGACACUGAGUGCCAGUCUUGCCGGGAGGGCGAAUUCCUGAGCAGCCUCAACAGAGCAAGACGCUGUCACCCCCACAAAUACUGUGACCCCAACCUAGGGCUCAAGGUCCAGAAGGAGGGCACAGUGGACACAGAUACCACCUGUGUCUGUGAGGAAGGUUGGCACUGUGCCAGCGAUGCCUGCGAGAGAUGCAUCCAGCAUAGACUCUGCCACCCUGGCUUUGGGGUCCAGGAGCUUGGCACAGGCGUUUCUGAUACCGUCUGCGAACCAUGCCCAAUCGGCCAUUUCUCCAACGUGUCAUCUGCUUUGGAAAAGUGUCACCCUUGGACAAGCUGCAGUUCCAAAGACCUGGUAGAAUUGAGAGCUGGGACAAACAUGACAGAUGCCAUCUGUGGUUCCUGGCCUCGGUCCAGAGCUCUGGUGGCGAUCCCCAUCACCACAGCAGUCCUGUUUGCUGUCCUCUUUCUGUCUGUCUUUAUCAGUAAGGUGGUCAAGAAGCCACCCAAUAAGGUAAGCCCCCAUCUGGAGGUAAAGAAGUAUCCGGUAGAGAUAGAUUUUAAAGACAACCCCACCACCAACACAACUGCGCCGGUGCAGGAGACGCUACAAGGAUGCCAGCCGGUGGCCCAGGAGGAUGGUAAAGAGAGCCGCAUCUCGGUGCAGGAGAGACAGUGA
This is a messenger RNA of Elephantulus edwardii (Cape elephant shrew), 834 nucleotides long. It is a transcript of the gene CD40, whose product is annotated as CD40 molecule, TNF receptor superfamily member 5. Gene Ontology annotation, cellular component: external side of plasma membrane; CD40 receptor complex. Bases 1 to 834 code for a protein of 277 amino acids. Gene Ontology annotation, molecular function: protein binding; antigen binding; signaling receptor activity. The record is from RefSeq and is a predicted model, not a curated record. Gene Ontology annotation, biological process: cellular response to interleukin-1; positive regulation of endothelial cell apoptotic process; defense response to virus. NCBI's taxonomy places the organism in Eukaryota, Metazoa, Chordata, Mammalia, Macroscelidea, Macroscelididae. The transcript has 9 exons.